Messenger RNA from Lepisosteus oculatus (spotted gar), 4363 nucleotides. It is a transcript of the gene uts2r4, whose product is annotated as urotensin-2 receptor 4. The record is from RefSeq and is a predicted model, not a curated record. Gene Ontology annotation, biological process: regulation of blood pressure; blood vessel diameter maintenance; neuropeptide signaling pathway. Gene Ontology annotation, cellular component: plasma membrane. NCBI's taxonomy places the organism in Eukaryota, Metazoa, Chordata, Actinopteri, Semionotiformes, Lepisosteidae. Gene Ontology annotation, molecular function: urotensin II receptor activity.
GGAAUUUUAACUUUAACUUAACUUGAAUGACUUUGGGUCACCAGCAUCCUGCCAGCAAAGCUUAGAUGAGACAGAGCACCAGUGGGGCGUGACUGGGGUACAGUCCCGGGACUGUUUGUUCUCCACACAAAAAAUGAGCACCUCAGCUAAGGAGCUUUAAACUUUACACACAGAAGGAAGGUCAGGCCGGUUCGCCGCGCUCGGAUCGAGAUCAUCGCCGACCCCCCUCGCGGUCACAGACGCGCUCGAAACAGUAAAACAGCUGGAGUCUGUCAUCUGGCCACGGGCCCUGUCAAGAGACUUCGUCGCACCUGGGUGUCAAGAGGUCUGUGAGAGAGAGAGAGAUCGGGCCGAUGCACACACCCCCUCCCAGACUCCCGUCUUACUAUAAAGAGCGCAGCCUGGAAAACGCUGGUCAUCUGGAAACAAAACGGGCAAGAGGGAAUACUGAUCCUGGAAGGACAGAUCCAUCAGGGCAAAGGAACGGCACAGAAACGGGACACAGGGAACUGAGCUCCCUCUAGCCUGGAGACGAGGCUGCUGGGCGGCCAGCGAAACUUUUACCGACCACAGUGUAGGUUAUAUUAAAAGCAAAAACGAGAGGAAUUUCCUGUGAAGUCCCUACUUCCAGUUGUUCCUUUCUUCCUCUUUUCCCAGGACUGGGUACCGAUCUGUCCCUUGGAGAUACAGCAGGUGGGCAGGACUGGAUUUUUGCUUUUUUUUUCGCAGGACUUUUGUCUUGGAAUGGCAGAACGGAUCGCUAUCGGAACUGAAAGGAGCCUGCGUGUCCCAAAAGGCUUUUGAGGGAAUCCAAACUGGAGAUCUCUUUCCGACAUCGGAAUUGUCCAUCGAGCCUUCACCUUGGAUCGAUGUGCUUUCAAGGUGUGCAGGGCGACGCAGAAGACAGGCUUUCUGAGGUCAGCUCCCGAGAGAAGGGCUUCUGAAAGCAAAGAGGGUGUCAACAGGACAGGAGGAGAGGCUGGUGAGGGAUCCCUUUGCAUUUUCCUCGGAAAAGCAGGAACAUCGAAACGCUCUUCUCUGCGCACAAAGCCAGAGUUUUUUUACCAAGUGGUAAAAAGCACCGCGCUCAGGGUGUGGGAGCUUCGCUUGUCUUUCGAUAUUGGAGGUGGAAGAAAGCUCAGUGUUUUUUUCCAGGAACACAAAACACAAUGGAUUGGGCUCCUGAUCGCAGUGGAUCACCAGUCUAAGAACCUGGAAGACGAAUUCUAAAGGUUUCCACUCCGGCAAAUCAGCACAGACGCUGUGAGCAUGACUCCUGUCUGGACUGCUUCCCAGCGUUUUAACCCAUCGGCUCGUCUCCCAGACGCACACAAAGCACUGGGAGAGAUCCGGACAACUGGAGCUUAAGCUGGGCCGUCACUGAAAGGGUCUCCCGGAAUUUAGCACUGUUUGAGAUCGCGUUUUAGGAAAGUAAACCUGGAAGCGUUCCUGUGUUUAUGUCUCCAGCGCUCCACACCCACAAACGGGUGCAGAUUCCACAGCAGCCGUGUUGAAGGAUAAGGAGACAGUCAGUUCGGGAUACCGGGGAAGAGCUCAAGGGCUGCGAGGCCAGGCUGCGUUACAAUACCGAUUGAGCCAGCCCAAGCAAAACCCCAGACAUGGACCUGAGAGGAGACCCCAGCCCGAACCGCAGCGCCAACGCCACCGGCACCGCGCCCGCCCACCUCUGGGUGACCUCCCUGCUGGGGGCGACCCUCCUGGCCACGUGGGUGCUGGGCGCGGCCGGGAACGCCUACACCCUGGCCGUGACCAGCACCGCGCUGCGCCGCUCCGCCUCGCUCUGCGUCUACGUCGUCAACCUGGCGCUGGCCGACCUCCUGUACCUCUCCACCAUCCCCUUCGUGGUGUGCACCUACUUCGCCCGCGACUGGCUCUUCGGGGAGACGGGCUGCCGAGUGCUGCUCAGCCUGGACCUGCUCACCAUGCACGCCAGCGUCUUCGUGCUGGGCGCCAUGAGCCUGGAGCGCUACCGCGCCGUGGCCAGCCCCUUCCGCGCCCGCCGGGCCUCGGCGGCCUCCCGCCGGCUGGCGGCCCUGGCCAUCUGGGCGGCCUCCUUCCUGCUCGCCCUGCCCAUGAUGCUCAUGGUCCGCCUGCACAGGGACCGGCCGGAGCCCGCGGGCCCCCCCCGGCGCAUCUGCUCGCCCACCUGGACGCCGGCCGCCUUCCGGGCCUACCUGACCGUCCUCUUCUGCACCAGCGUGCUGGGGCCGGGGCUGAUGAUCGCCGGGCUGUACGCGGGCCUGGCCUGGAGGUACUGGGCGGUGCAAGCCGGGCUGGGGCCGCUGGGCGGGGGGGCGGCGGCGGUGGCGGGGGGCCGGAGGGGGCCGAAGAGGAGGGUGGUCACCAUGGUGUUCGCCAUCGUCCUGGCCCACUGGGCCUGCUUCCUGCCCUUCUGGGCCUGGCAGCUGGCCAAGCUGUACUCCCCUGGCACCCUGGGGGGCCUGUCCCCCGCCACCCACACCUACGUCAACUUCGCCCUUACCUGCCUGACCUACGGCAACAGCUGCGUCAACCCCCUGCUCUACACCCUCCUGACCAGGAGCUACAGGGACUACCUGGCCCAGAAGGCCCGGCCCGCCAGCUCAGCUGGGCCGGACCCAGCCGGUCCUGGAGGGGCUGUGGCGCUUCGGCACCCUUAGGCCCUUCACAAGCGGAUUGGGACCGGGGACAAGAAGGGGGGGUAAAUACACAGUACCCCGUUAGAAAGUAACUGGCGACCCGCAUCAGUGGUGCCGAGCUCUGCUUCUGGGCUCUGCUGUGUGCUUCUGGGUUUGCGCUCCGGUCACGUUCAUACUCAGCAACUGGGACUUGGGGUCUCUUUUUUUAGGUGGGAUUUUUAAUGUGGUCUUCCGGUUUUCGCGGGACACUUCAUUCGCAAGAACUCACGCUCACUCCUUGCCUUGUCCUAGAGAAGCUGGAGAUUUGGAGAGACCUAUAAAACCUGGACAGGGGACUUGAAGGACUGGAGUCAGGCUGUCCCUGUGUAAAUCAAGGCUGGUGGACUCCCCUCCUCUGAGGUCUGUGGUGUCCGCUGGUACUCAUUCCAUUGUGCAUCUUAAUCGCUUCAUUGACAACACUAGGAUAAGGUGUUAAAUCACAUUCGUGUUCCAAAUACCUGUAAAACCUAUGAGAACUGGAGCCACCUCUUCAAAAUAUUCCCCCAGCAUAUGACAGCAAGUCAUUUCUUACCUAGGCAACCAUAAUGGCUAAUUUUGCAAGAAGUUACGUUUGAAAUGCUGUACGGAGCCACGCCGGACACACUCCGGGUGCUCAGCACUUUGAUCCACUUCAGCUCUUACGAGCUGCACGCUUGCUGUGCUGACCAGGCAGCAGAUAACCAGCGUCGCAGAGUGCUGCCCCUGCAGAUCUGCUCAGGAAUGAGAUAAAAGCACAUCCUGCAGAGCUCCUGCUGGAUGAAGUACUCGCGAGAUUUUGCAUGCUUGGGUCUCAACCAACCUGAAACGGAGCCCCUGCUGUGCGAUGGGAGGCCUACGUUUCCCCCUGCAACUUGCAAUACAACAUUACACUAGACAUCCACGCACAGUUUUGCAGGGUGCUUUAUAUUAAAAUUCAUAAAAGAUGAGCUUGGGUAAUUGGAACAAAUGAAUUUCCAACCGUAUAAUGAAAACAUUUAGGGAGACCCGCGGGAAAACGCUCUUAUAGCAUUCCGGCUCUACCGCUGAUGGCCUUGUACUUUAAUGAGACUCUUUACUGCUUUUCUCUCCUCUGAUGGUUUAACUGCCUCCGUUUCAUGAUAACAUCACAGAGGCAGUGCCCCUCCGUUCAAGGGAAUCCUGGCCUCAUGACACAGCCCGGGUUCAAACCAGCAAAACCUUAGCUGAACGGCUCGAUGUCCCUUUGCUGGCUGAGCCCCACCAUCAUCAUAAUUCCUUACAGCUAUAUAGUGCUUUUCUGGACACUUCAAUCAAAGCACUGUGCAGGUCACAGGGAAUCUUCAUGGGGAAUAUAUAUUCCCCAUCUACCUAUACAAUCCCACUACCACCACCAAUGUGUAGCCCCACCUGCGAGGGCAGACAGUGCGCCAGUACGCUCCCCACCCACCAGCUAUCUGUGGGGAGAUCCCUAAUGGUCCCACUAACACCUCUCCCAGCAGAAACCUCAGCUCUCCCAGGAGUCUCCCCUCCAGGCACUGGUCAGGCUCACAUGACUGAGCUCCAGUGGGGCUGCCACUUGCAGGGUGAUACAGCUGCUAGCAAAGUUAUUGCAGAUUCAUAUUCUGAACUUUGUUCUGUGGAAAGAAGCAGUUGGUGAAAAUGUUGUUCUUAAAGACUUUUUUGGUUUUGUAUUUUACAUUGCUUUGUACUUAUGUCACUGUAUUUAA